UAUUUCCUAUCUUUCUUUUCAGAAGGAGCAUACUUCGUGUUGUCACGUGGAAUGUUGUGGAAGAGGUGGUGCAACUGGCGACAACAACGAGCACCACGAUCACCCGCCUGCAGCGGAAACCGAAAUGCGUGAAAGGAUGGCAACGGAGAAAAAAUUGAGUUCUGGUUCUCUUGGUGGCGCUGAGGGUGCUCGACCCAAACACGUGACUGUGCAUCCUCCAGGGACAAAAACUGCAAAGCCAACUGUUAAGAAAAAGUCCAUUCAAGCAGACUUGGAUGUGCCGAGAGAGCUAGGAAAAUGUAAAGAAGAAGGUGCCGAGAGACUGGAUCUCAGCAAAUCGAAUAUCACACAACUGCCAGUCACAGUUCGUGACUUGACUCACUUGAUGGAGUUCUACCUGUAUGGAAAUAAGCUGUCCACCCUUCCAGCGGAAAUUGGAUGUUUGGUAAAUCUCAAGACGCUGGCUCUGAGCGAGAAUUCCCUAACAAGCCUGCCGGACUCUUUGUCGAACCUCAAACAGCUCAAAGUGCUGGAUCUCAGACACAAUAAAUUAAAUGAGAUCCCGGAUGUCGUUUAUGAAUUGACGUCCCUUACCACAUUGUAUCUGAGGUUUAAUCGAAUCAAAGAAGUGGGCGAAGAGAUUGCCAACCUCAAAAAUCUGACUAUGUUGAGCUUACGUGAGAACAAAAUCCGCGAACUGCCAAGAGGUAUAGGCAAACUGCGUAAUCUAGUCACAUUUGAUGCCUCCAAUAAUCAUUUAAAGCACCUGCCGCCUGAAAUUGGGGAAUGCGUCCAGUUGUCCACUCUUGAUGUCCAACAUAACGAACUAGUCGAUAUUCCAGACACUAUAGGUGGCUUGCAGUUUUUAUCCAGACUAGGGCUCAAAUACAAUCAACUGACAGCAGUUCCAAAAUCCUUAAGUAACUGCAUCAACAUGACAGAAUUCAAUGUAGAGAGUAAUGCCAUUUCACAAUUGCCAGAAGGCCUUUUGUCCAGCUUGGUCAACUUAACAAGUCUGACCCUUUCUAGAAAUGCCUUCACAUCCUAUCCAGUAGGCGGACCAUCCCAGUUCUGUAAUAUAUAUUCCAUCAACAUGGAACAUAACAUGAUCAAUAAAAUUCCGUUUGGAAUAUUUUCAAGGGCCAAAAAUCUUACGAAGCUGAACAUGAAAGAAAAUCAACUUACUUCCUUACCACUAG
Messenger RNA from Stegodyphus dumicola, 1199 nucleotides. RefSeq lists its product as uncharacterized. Gene Ontology annotation, molecular function: protein binding. The record is from RefSeq and is a predicted model, not a curated record. Gene Ontology annotation, cellular component: cytoplasm. Lineage: Eukaryota; Metazoa; Arthropoda; Arachnida; Araneae; Eresidae.